This is a messenger RNA of Dendroctonus ponderosae (mountain pine beetle), 1575 nucleotides long. Its product is annotated as alpha-tocopherol transfer protein-like. The coding region runs from base 207 to 1133 and encodes 308 amino acids. The transcript is spliced from 6 exons. The record is from RefSeq and is a predicted model, not a curated record. NCBI's taxonomy places the organism in Eukaryota, Metazoa, Arthropoda, Insecta, Coleoptera, Curculionidae. Gene Ontology annotation, cellular component: membrane. Gene Ontology annotation, molecular function: phosphatidylinositol bisphosphate binding.
AUCCCACAUUUCAAGUAAAACCGUGAUAUUUUUGCUUCGAGCCGACGAACUAUAUAAUUGCACAAGACUUGCAACAAACGUUUUUAUCGUGGUGUUUGCAACUUUAAACAUUUGACACCGUUUUCAAUAAACCACGUCGAUUCGCAAUGCCGAACGCGAACUUUUGCCAGUGAAAUUUAAUUAUUCGGUCGGCGAUUAAAAUAAAAAUGAAUUUCAAUAAUUUGCUUCAUACGAACAAGGAAGAAGUUCGAAGUGCAGUGUUGGAAAAGUUGGGCAAAAGUGCAGAUGAUAUUGAAAAUGACAAACAGCUGUUGAAAAAUUGGUUCCAGUAUCAGACGCAUUUACCAGAAGUUCCAUGUGAUUCUGUUCUUGAGCUAUUCCUAAUAGUGAAUAAAUUCAACUUAGAAAAAUGCAAAGAAAAACUAUGCAAUUAUUACACCAUCCGGAACGAGAUUCCCGAUAUGUAUGUGAAUAAAAAUCCCAAGUUUGAUCACAUGAAGGACAUCGCUAAUACUGUAUAUGUUAUACCUUUGCCGAAAUUAACGCCGUCCUUGAGCCGAGUAACUCUUAUAAAACUGAAGGAUUUUGAUCCCGUGAAAUUCAAACCCCUCAAUUUUUUUGCCCACACAUACAAUAUUGUGGAGAUUCGAAUAAGGGAAGAUGUGCUGCUUACCGACUCUAUUAUUUACGAUAUGGAAGGUUGUCAGGCAAAACAUUUGAUGAAGAUGCGACUGGGAUUAUUGCGAAAUUCAGCAACAAUACUUGAGAAAGUGUUUUCGACUCGCUUGGAAGGAAUUCAUUAUAUCAACCUACCCAGUUCCAUGCAGGUUAUAGUAAAUCUGAUGAAAACAUUGUUAAAGGAAAAAAUGAGGAAAAGACUCCAUGUUCACAAAGACUUGGAGAGUUUGCAAAAACACUUUUCCAAAGAAAUUUUACCUCAAGAAUAUGGUGGAGAGUGUAGAUCAAUAAUCGAGCUCCAUGAACUCUGGCUGAGGAAAUUAGACCACCAUCAAGAACUGUUUGACCAUUUGGAUACUUUGCUGCCCCCAAGCAGUAACAACGCGUCUCAAGAGAUUGAAGUGAACAUACCAGAAAACUGUGUGUCUAAUUUUCAACAACUUUGCAUUGACUGAUUGAUGACCACUAAUUUGAUCUCUAAGAUUUGACGAUCAUUAGUUUACCAAGAGUGAGCUUUAGACAAUAGAAGAUUUUUCAUUGUCUAAAUUUAUUUAGCUUAAGACAUACUUAGCUCAGGAGUGUGUGUGCCUACUAUAUUUUUGUGAACAUAAGCAGAAAAACGUAUUUUGAAAUCAAUAUGCAUAUAUUCCCAUUUUUCCAAGUCGAAAAAUAUAAUUAGUUUAUUUACAUUUGUAAGACUUUAAGGCGAAUUUUUUGAAUUUUGUUACGUUUACUAAAGGUUUCUUGCGUUUUAAUUCACAUUUUAUUAACACAGGAACAGGAAAAGUAAGAAUGUGCAGAACUCCAAUUUUACCUUCACCUUUGUUGUCCAAAAUACAUACCAUGUAUUAAAUAGCUAAAUAAAGAAUACAAAAGUAUAAUAAUCUUAUUAUCUUA